GAUGGAGGCGCUGGUGCUGCUGAGCGCGCUGGGCACCCGGCUGCUCUUCGCCCUGCACGCUCUGCUCGGCGUCUGGCGGGUGGCCGAGGCGACGCGGGAGCGCCGGUACUGGCUGCUGGCGCUGCUGAACCUCCCGCUGGGCCUGGAGACGGCGCUGACGCUCAAGCUGAAGCGCGGCAGAGGCUACAAAUGGUUUUCACCGCCCAUCUUUGUCUAUCUCAUUAGCAUAGUGCCAUCAUUGUGGAUUUUGGAACUUCAGCCUAAAAAUCAGUUUUGCCCCAAUGAAUAUGAACAGCUUGUGAAGAACCACAGUAAGAAUGUCAAACUCAGUUACAGAAAUGGUACCACAACAAACAACAUAAUGGAAAAGCUGCAACAGGCCCAUGAGUUUGUCAACACACUCUCCAAAGUGUGUGAGCCCAUCUGGACAUUGAGCCUCCAUCAGACCUUUCUCCUGCUCCUCAUCCUGGGCCGCUGGCUGCUUCCCAUCGGUGGGGAAAUCACCAGGGACCAGUUGUCUCAGCUGCUUCUUCUGUUUGUGGGCACUGCAGCAGAUAUCCUUGAAUUCAACAGUGAAACCUUGGAAAUAGAGAAUGUGCGGAACAAGGAUGCCCUUGUGUAUGCAAUCCUAGCCGUGUGGACUUGGAGUAUGUUGCAGUUCCCUCUGGAUCUAGCAGUGCAGCAUCUCAACUGUGAUCGAAGCGCCUCAUCCACGAAAGUUUUUCAUCUGCUUCUCUGCAGACACAGUGCAGACCUAUGGAACAUCGGCAUCAGCUUGUUCAUUCAGGACGGCCCUUUUCUGGUGGUGCGCUUGAUCCUGAUGAGCUAUUUCCAAGUUGUGAACCAGAUGCUCGUGUUUUUUGCAGCUAAGAAUGUUUUAAUCGUGAUGUUGCAGCUGUACCGCCUGGUGGUGUUAUCACUGGACUUCCAUGCCUCCCUCCAGCGCAGGGCAAACGGCCAGAAAGGAGCAGCCUCAUGGUGCCCACGUGAGCCGAGCUCCCUCAGCCUCCUGACCAACUGCGCGGUCAACAGAGGGGACUCGGCUGCCACCAUCACAGCCCUGGGGGACCCCUUCCCAGACUCAGCCGAGCACCUGUGAGACACGGUCCCUGCUGCACAAGGACCAGCCCCUUCCUCCGCUGGCCACUUUGGAGCGGGCUGGCCUUAGCAAGCAGCCCCGUCUGUCCACUGCCAGAGGAACGU
Molecule: messenger RNA, 1203 nt
Organism: Candoia aspera
Lineage: Eukaryota; Metazoa; Chordata; Lepidosauria; Squamata; Candoiidae
Gene: TMEM26
Product: transmembrane protein 26
Exons: 6
Coding region: 2-1099 (365 amino acids)
Source: RefSeq, a predicted model, not a curated record